Petromyzon marinus (sea lamprey) is the source of this 2101-nucleotide messenger RNA. Lineage: Eukaryota; Metazoa; Chordata; Hyperoartia; Petromyzontiformes; Petromyzontidae. The record is from RefSeq and is a predicted model, not a curated record.
GGGUGUCCAAACUACGGCCCUCGGGCCAACUGCGGCCCGCCAUCCAUUUUUAAUUGGCCCGUAUCAAAGUCUAAAAAUAUAAUGGACUAUGGCCCACUAUAUUACACUUCUUAGUUUAAAAACUAGGUGGCGCUAUUGUCUUGAACACGGCAGCGUCUCCACAAAGCAAGCAAUCGAAGAAAAAAAUGCUCAGGGUCACCAGAAAUGCCGGAACCGAAGAGACGCAAGAUUGCAAGCGAGUGCAGAAAAUUUCAGACUCGGUGGAAAAAAUGAAUAUUUUUUCAUAGAAACCAAGGGGAAGUGUGUUUGUGUGAUUUGUAAUGAGAGUGUUGCCGUGAUGAAAGAGUACAAUGUACGACGGCAUUAUGAAACGAAACAGCAGACCUUCACGUCCUACACUGGCGCCGAGCGGAGAGAGAAGGUAAAGCAAAUGGCAGCUAGCCUGCUAACGCAGCAGCAGGUUUUUUUCCGUGCACACAAAGCUCAAGAAAAUGCAACAAUAAGCAGUUAUGAAGUAGCUCAACUCAUUGUCCUACACGGAAAACCUUUCUCAGACGGUGACUUCAUCAAACAGUGUCUCACUAAAGUCGUGGGAAUAAUGUGCCCGGAGAAAAUGCAGGAUUUCAACGAUGUUAGUAUGUCCAGAAAUACGGUUGUGCGGCGAAUUGAAGACUUGUCGGCUAACUUAAAACAGCAAGUGUCAGAUAAAGCUUGUGCUUUCGAUUUUUACUCGAUUGCAUGUGAUGAGAGCACAGAUGCCAUGGACACUGCACCGCUGUUAAUUUUUUUGCGGGGAGUUGAUGAUCAUUUUUGCAUUACGGAGGAACUGCUCGAUCUUCGGAGUCUAAAGGGGACAACAACUGGGAAGGACAUGUUUGAAGCUGUGUCAGAUGCAAUUGACCAGGCUGGACUUAAAUGGGACAAGCUGUGUGAAAUUACAACGGAUGGGGCUCCAGCAAUGACAGGCGAGCGCAAAGGAAUGGCCUCUAUGGUGAGUGCCAAGGUGCAGGAGAGCGGAGGUGAGGCUGUCAAAAUGCACUGUGUCAUCCACCAAGAAGCCCUCUGUGCCAAGAUAAUCCAGCUUGGCGAUGUGAUGAACACAGUUGUGAAAACUGUCAACAUAAUUCGGCCACGAGGGCUUUACCACAGAUAAUUUCAAGCGUUCCUCUCUGAUGUCGAUGCUGAAUAUGGGGACCUUCUCUAUCAUUCUGAAGUGCUUCUGACUCAGUCGCGGCUCCGUGCUGCAGUGGUUUUAUUCCCUGAGAUCAAAUAUCGACAAGUUUUUGAAAGAAAAGGGCAGACCUCUCCAUGAGAUCAGUGACCCUUUAUGGUUGGCAGACCUGGCUUUUUUAGUUGAUCUCACUGAUCAUCUCAACACCCUGAACAAGAGACUAUAAAGCAAAGAGCAGCUGGUACCACAGCUGUAUGCGCACACGAAAGCAUUCCGUGCGAAGCUCCGUCUCUUCGAGUCACAACUGCGCAACUUCAAUAUAGCGCACUUCCCCACGCUGACCAAAAUCAAAUGCGCAUUUCCAAAUGCCAAGCUCUCUGCAAAAAUGGGAGAAUAUGUGUCUGUGAUCACAUCUCUCAUGACAAAAUUCAGUCAGCACUUUCAAGAUUUUUCUGUCAUUGAGAAGGAAAUCACACUGUUUGCGGCUCCAUUUUCAAUGGAGGCAGAAGAAGUGGAGGAGAGUCUGCAAUUAGAACUGAUCGAAAUUCAGUGUGAUCAUUCUAGGAAGAAUCAGCAUCAGCUUCUCUCUCUACCUGACUUCUACCGGAGCUUGGAAAAGGCCAAGUUUCCUCUGAUGAGACGCCACGCAAAACGAAUGAUAAGUCUCUUCGGCUCAACAUGCAUCUGUGAGCAGACAUUCUCUCUAGUAACGCUGAACAAAAGCAGACUGAGAACCAGAACGACCGACAGCCAUCUCCGUGACGUCCUUCGCAUCUCAACCACCAAACUUACUCCUGACCUGCCAGCUAUCCUUCAGACCAAAGCGCAGCAUCAUUGCUCCCACUGAGUGCAACAUUCUUCCCAUUACAGGACAAUGAAGGGGGAUCAGCACCCUAAGAACCAAUCUGAGGCUGUCACUGAGAGAAUGAC